AGACGGGGCGAACACAAGGGGAAAGGCUCCGAGGGUCGAAUGUCCGGUAAUUCGCGGUGGAAUCGAUUUGUGUCAGCGUUUACCACACCGAGACAAAGGCCCACUGCGAUGGAUGUAUUUUCGGUAGCAGUGACGAUAAAAACACGGCACUUCGUAAAUACAAAUGGCGCUGGUUUUUAUUUUUGGUCUUGUCCUCUGCUCUGGCGCUGAGUCCGACGGAACGCGUUGGUUCGCAGUCCAGCAGGUUGCCUCGAUGCGUCCGUCGACCGACGUUGGCGGUGCUGCCAUCCUGCGUCCGGUCGCACGAGGCCGUAUCAUCAUCUGCGAGGUGCAUCCCACAUUGGGGGGUUUCGUUUGCACGAGUGUUGCAGUAGAGGCCUGUCUGAUGGAACCAGCGCAACGGCGACAUUUUCUCCUCGCGACCCGGAAGUGUACUUGGGCGCUCAACCUUGGCGCCGGAGUAUCACGAUCCAACCUCGGAGCAAACUAUUGGAAAUUGGCGCUGGCUUGGCCCGAGGCAUAACGAAAAAAAGGGGUGGUGCAUCGUUGCAGAUGAAAGAUCGGCCUGGGCGGCACACACUUCCGCACGGCGCAGACGGUUAGCAGGAGUGGCUGAUCUUUGAUUCGUGUCGCUGCUUUCCCAAGUGCGCCUCUCGGAGCAGGGCAAGGGGAAGCGGGCGCGGGCGCAGGCGUGUUUCCCCCUUGUCAUCAUCGGGUGAUGGCACGGGUUCAGA
This is a messenger RNA of Pseudomassariella vexata, 734 nucleotides long. RefSeq lists its product as uncharacterized. Bases 164 to 523 code for a protein of 119 amino acids. NCBI's taxonomy places the organism in Eukaryota, Fungi, Ascomycota, Sordariomycetes, Amphisphaeriales, Pseudomassariaceae. The record is from RefSeq and is a predicted model, not a curated record. The transcript has a single exon.